UCUCCUCAGGGAACAGGACUCGCUCCACAAGGAAAAGAUGGCUUGCUAUCCAGCUCUGAGCUCUGGCAUCUGCGCCAGCCCCUGCGGGGUGGCUGUCCCACAGCCUAUCGCGGACAGCUGGAACGAGCCGUGCGUCCGGCAGUGCCCCGACUCCACAGUGGUGAUCCAGCCGCCCCCGUCUGUUGUGACCAUCCCUGGAGCCAUCCUCAGCUCCUUCCCUCAGGACAGCGUUGUGGGAUCCACCGGAGCUCCUCACGUUGGAGCUGGUUUUGGGGGCAGCUUUGGGUCCCGGGGCUUCGCUGGCUCCCGGGCCUACCUUGGUGCUGGGGGUCCCUAUGGCUCUGGUGGAAUCUGGGGUUACGGGGGCCUCUGUGGUUCUGGGGGCUGGCGAUCGGGCCACAGGUACCUCAAUGGCAACUGUGCGCCAUGCUAAACCUUAGAGGAAUGGCCACGGGACAGGGAACAACCAGGCAGCGAUGUGGAUUGACGGCUGAGAUUAUGGGCAUGGCUUGCAGAGGUGGUGAGCUCUGAUGUCUCCAGCUGACGCAAAUGGGACAUAUGUGCGC
Molecule: messenger RNA, 566 nt
Organism: Alligator mississippiensis (American alligator)
Lineage: Eukaryota; Metazoa; Chordata; Crocodylia; Alligatoridae
Product: claw keratin-like
Exons: 2
Coding region: 38-433 (131 amino acids)
Cellular component (GO): intermediate filament
Molecular function (GO): structural constituent of cytoskeleton
Source: RefSeq, a predicted model, not a curated record